CAUCAUAACUCCAGCCUCACAGGGCAUGGCAAUCGCACUGGAAGCCGUUACCCUCAACCCACCUCUUCGUCCCAUCAUCCUGUCUCCUCCUACUGGCCAAGCAAGUUACACGCUUACAGGAAACGCCCUGCGGGAUCAUCUUGCUUCUGCCAUUCGAUCGCCAGUUAUGUGGUCAAAUACGAUAACAGGAAUGCCAAAGAGCAAUCUAGGAGUGGAUAUUUUAGUAUUUAUAGGACCAGGAACGGCAUUAGCAAAUCUAUGUCGGAAGGAAAUUUCUGACGGCAUCAAAAGUGCAUCGAGUCUUGCGACUGCUCAUGACUUUGAAACUCUUGCUCACGAACUUGCAACAUAGGAAGCGACUUGCCUGACUUUGAUUUGGUCUACCAAUAUUGGCAAGAAUGAUGUUGUCAGACUUGACUGAUGCCAUUUGUUAAGUUUAAUUUGAUUCAGAUGUAGUUUUCAUAGUGUUUGAUGCUGUCCUGUUUGUCCACCUGUAUAUCUUAUUCUUGGUAUGUUGUAUCUGGACAAUGUUAAUAUAAGGUCACGAUACGAAUGAUGUAAGUGAAGCG
Molecule: messenger RNA, 569 nt
Organism: Melampsora larici-populina 98AG31
Lineage: Eukaryota; Fungi; Basidiomycota; Pucciniomycetes; Pucciniales; Melampsoraceae
Exons: 1
Biological process (GO): fatty acid biosynthetic process
Cellular component (GO): mitochondrion
Molecular function (GO): [acyl-carrier-protein] S-malonyltransferase activity
Source: RefSeq, a predicted model, not a curated record